Symbiodinium natans is the source of this 1818-nucleotide messenger RNA. The record is from the annotation of a GenBank genome assembly. NCBI's taxonomy places the organism in Eukaryota, Dinophyceae, Suessiales, Symbiodiniaceae.
AUGGUGGAGGACGAGAGGCCAGUGACGGAGGUUGUUUGGUACACUGUGCCCCUCCCUGGCGCGGCUGGCCAGCUGGGUGGCCUUCACUCCUUCCUAAUCAUCACGGUCACAUCUGAUGACGAACCAGCAAAGAGGUACGUGCUGGAGAAGGCCGGCUCGGCGGCCACGGCAGCCCACCAGGAGAACGGCAUUUUCGUUGGGAGCCAGCAUAUGGGCAGCAACUUGCUCAGCGUGGAAGGAGUUCGGACUUUCGGCAAGCAGCUGACUCUGGCAGAAGGAAAUUUGAAAAAGGGCCUCAAGAUGAGGGAGCUGCAUCAGGAAGCAGAUGGCACCGGGCUCUAUGACCUUUCCUCUUCGAACUGCCACCAUGCAGCCCUGCGAGUGUUCAACCACUGCUGUGCCAGAAAAGAGGACCGGAAGAGUCUGCCCCCAAACUUCUUGCUGGCGAAAUUUGUAGGGUCUAUGUCGUCUAUGUUUCAACUUGAUGACGUGUUCCAAUCCGGCCGCCUUCAGUCAGAUGUGGCGUCGGCGAAUUCGGAAUCGGCCCCAUCCGAGUCCUAUGUGGCAGACGCCUACGGGGCAGACGCCCCAACUGGUUUCACGGCACCCAUGGAUCUGUGUGCCGACAACCUCACAAAGAUGGCUGCAUUGCUGAGUUCUGCCGUGUAUUACAAGGAUCCGUCGAGUGCUGUACAGCCCCAGGGGGAAGCUGCUUCUGUCUCCAUCCAUAACACCUUGGAUAGAGCGGUCCGCGUGCACCUUGCUGACGCUGAGGUUAGCCACAUUUUUGAAGCAGACGAUAGUCUCAGCAUCCAAACGCACGGAAGAGGAAAGAUUCUUGUGAAUGUCUGCCCAAGAUGGAUUCCGGCACACAUUCACCGCCUGUGUCUCGCGUCGAAGCAACCUAUCUGGUCUGGUCACAUGUAUGAACUGGCCAAGGACUUCCGGGGCGAGACCGUGUUUAGAGAGGUGCUGCCUUUCGAAGUGAACGUCCUCCAUACCACGCACAAGACCAGCAGCAAGAGCCCAGUGAUGUGGCUCCUUGCACGCUCGGGCGCAGCGAUGUACCUCGCCUUCCGUGGGACAGCUGAUGUCCAAGAUGCUGCGAUUGACUUGAGCGCCGUGCCGGAUUAUGGCAAGUUCAAAGAGCAUGGAAUAGGUGUGCACGGCGGGAUGGCCCACACCCUCGAGCAGGAAGGAGAUGACAUCAACCAUGUGGUGAAGGACGUCUUGCAAGCGCUUGACAGACAUAGAGGCAUUGGGGAGCCUCUAGUGCUCUGUGGACACUCGCUUGGCGGAGGCUAUGCGCAAGUCAUGGCGGUGCAUUUGCUGAGCCGAGAUGUCCGAAUCUCCGCAGUCCGCACCUUCGGCUCGCCGCAUGUCCUGGUUCCAAUGUCCCCUCAGCCCGGGCAGUUGUGGCAGCGCUUGCACGCUAUCACGCUGCACUGGGUGCACGAUUGGGAUCCAGUCCCACGGCUUCCCCUUUGCAAGAGCUGGCUAGUGGAUGUUCUGCCAAGGCUCAAACAAGAAUUUGGCGGAACCGUCAGGGUCGGCAUGGCUAGCAACCUCAUCAAGCAGUUUCAAAACGACUAUGACGACCGCAGAGCACAUUUGUUGGAGAAGUACGACGUGGUGGGUGAGGUUCUUCUGGUCAGUUUGAACUCAGGCUUGGCUUGCCGUGGCAAAGAAGGUGCCGCGCCGUUGAAGGAACUUCUUGCGGAGAAGCCGCCUGAAGCAGUUAUGACAUUCAGCAGGCUCCCUGCCUACCACAGCAUGCGCGACUACCUCCAGAUUGCCCUGAAACUGUUGGCUGUGUAA